Molecule: messenger RNA, 4388 nt
Organism: Hordeum vulgare subsp. vulgare (domesticated barley)
Lineage: Eukaryota; Viridiplantae; Streptophyta; Magnoliopsida; Poales; Poaceae
Exons: 3
Coding region: 1-855 (284 amino acids)
Source: RefSeq, a predicted model, not a curated record
AUGAUCUCCAUUCAGGGAUGGGGUGUUAUCGAGGUGACGGGGCACAGUGCCGUUGUGGGAAACAAGGUCUAUUUCCAACGCAAAUAUAGAUAUAUAAUUGUGGAGUACAACAUGGUUGAGCAAAAAUUGUCGGCGAUUGAUCUAAUUGAUGAAGAAGACGAGUACCUGAUAAAGCUUGGCCUCAUGGGGCUGGAGGAUGACUGGCCAGAACUUGAACUCAUGGGGGCAGAGGACGGGAUGCUGCUAUUUGCGACCGUGUUGGAGCCUAAACUCUACCUAUGGUCAAUGGAAGUUAGUCUCAAUGGAGCUGUGACAUGGGCUCAACGGAGAGCCAUCGAGCUCGAACCAUUGCUCCCUUCUGGUGCCCUAUUUGAUGUGUCGGUGGUUGGUUUUGCGGAAGGUGUUGGUGUCAUCUUCCUGAGUACAAAGGCUGGGUUGUACACAAUUGAGCUCAGUUCAGGCCGAUGCAAGAAGGAUUCGAUUCGGUACAACACCAUCACCGGUGCAGACGACAAGGGAUUCGUCGUGCCAGGAAUCUCGACGCUGCUUUCGUGCACCGGCGGCAGCAGCUACAGAAACAGCCACAGUGAGCCCCCCUCGUUGCAUCGAGUACUUGUUCUAAGCUUGUUGUGGCCAUUGUGUCAUGGCUAUGUCUGGGAGGAGGAAAUUCCAAUUAUUUGGCUGUGGUGUGCUGCUCUCUUUUGGCAAUCAUUUCAUAUUACUACAACUAUUCAAACAACAUGGAGGGUCGGUAAGGACGACAUGGAUGUUGCAAGUUUGCUUGUCCCAAUAUGUCUUGCUUACCAAUUUAGUAUGUAUAUAUAUCACUUCAUUCAAUUAAGAAAGGCAUUUUAGACGGCCUCAGGAUAAGUAGUAGUCUCGAGAAGAGCAACGCUAGAAUAAACAUGGUAGUCAAUAAUGGAAGCGGCAUGGAAGCCAUAGUAGGUUGAGUUGGAGGCGGUGCAUUGUCAACAAAAGGAGGCAUGGUAGUCGAGGGAGAUGGCGCAUUUGAAGAAUCCACAACAAGCGGACCACCAAUGUGGUAAAAAAGAGGAAGGGGGAGGGGAAUCACUAGAGAAGUCUCAAGGGAUGAGCGAGGUGAGGCAGCCUCAUGUAAAGAAUGAGGUGGGGAAUCAUGUAAAGAAUGAGGUGGGGAAGCUGCAGGUCAGGAUGUCAUGUAAAGAAGAACAUAGCAAAACAUAACCAAACAAACGAACCGCUUAAUAGUCAUGAGAAAUACCGAAGAAGACGUUUGAGAGAAAUUUCAGCGCGUAGAAGGCUGAAUCUUGAUGAGAUAGGUGGAAGUAGAAACAACCUCGACCCAAAAGUAACACGAAAGAGAGCCAAUGGUCAUCAAUGCAUGAGCCGCCUCAAGAAGGUGACGAUGCUUGCGUUGAUCAACACCGUUCUGAGCAAGAACCAAGACAAGAGAACUUAGCAAGUGUGCCCUUCUCAACAAGGAAUCCACAUAGCAAACGAGCGAUAUACUCACGAGUAGAAUCUGCAUGGAAGUCGUGGGUAGGAGUGGAAAACUAAGUAUGAACCAUGGCGGAAAACUUCUUACAGAUUGGUAAGAUCUCACUACAAGAGGACAUAAAAUACGUACAUGUGUGUCGAGAAAUCAUUUAUGAAGAUAAUAUAGUAGUGAUGGACCCCAAACAUCAAGUGAACAAGGUCGAAACGACGUUCAGACAUUGUCUCCCUAUGAGGAUAAAGUAAAUGAAGUUGUUUACCAAGCCAACAAACCUGGUAGUCUAAAGACACAAGGCUAAAGGAAGAUCUAAUCAAAACAAGAGUCACACGAGUGACCAAGCCACAAAGAGUUGGUAGUUGUGGUAACAGAGGCGAAGAGAUGGCAGUGGCACAGGACGGAUAAACUUGUCAAUCUUUUGGAGGCCUUAGGAGUCAAAAUGCCGAGGGCAAGCACCAAGUAGAGCACCCGUGUGACAAUCCUAAUCAGAACAAGAGUCAAAGUCGAGAAUGACUACAAUCAUAUUCGACAAUCUAACCACCUGAAAUGAGGUACAUGGUAAGUAUAGGAACUUGAGCAAAAGCAGAAACAUGAAAAGACAAAAGUGCUAAGACCACCUCGAUGAUUGAUUGGGAGGGAAGUACCAUCAACAAUAAUAACAUGAAUAGAAGAAUCUAGAAGUUUGAAUGGAGGACAAACUAGAAGAAUCAUGAAUCAUAUGAAAAGAUGCUCCACUACCAAGGAUUCGUGAAAAAUUACUAACAACAAAAUUGUUGUGAACCAAAAGAAGCAUCUAGCAGACAUCGAAGUCUUGUAAUCUCUAGUGUAGUCAGGGUUUCAACUAUAGGUAAGUGUCGUAGUCGUGCAAUCUCCUGCAUUGUGAAGGACACUGUUGAAUUGGUCGACGUUGAAUCACCGGAAGAGGAGUGGCCACCACCACUAGUGUAAGCCGCUAGAGGAGGAGGUGUAGCACGACCAAUACUUGUUGUAGAAGUUGGUGCUGGAGAUAAGGUUUUGAGCACCGAAGACCAAGCGCGAAGGGAAGACGCAUGUGCGACGUAGUCGGUGGAGCGAUGUGCACCAACACUACAGAUGAAAGCGACGAGGGCAGUCUGUGUAGAGCGACCAUCACCGCUAACAGAGGUCGUGGGUGGCGUCACUAUGAACCCACCACCACAUCCUGCAGAAGGCACUUUGGGGAUGAGCAUCUUAGGUGGAUGAGCAUCAAGCACCGAUAGAUGACACAUGUGCGAGAUGGGGUUAGUGUAGGGGGUAACCAAGAGAAACCAGGUUGAUGAUUACCCUUUUAUAACGGAGUUUAUGUGUUUUGGGGGAUUGGAAUCACAACCAUGCAUGAGGGUCCUUGGCUCUUUAGGCACCAUGUUGUGGUAAUUGAGGAAUAUAUUGGAAUAUGUCGCCCUUAACUCCAUACGUGUUUGAGCUUCGAUCAUGGGUUGACUGCACUUGUUGCGUAACAGAUCAGUGUUAAAGCAGUGACUUCCAAGACAGGAGAAGUGUUAGGUAUGGAGCUUGGGCUAAAUGACGUUGAAUAUGAAAGUUUGUUUGAGUGCACAUCAAGAUCAAACUGGAGAAGUUCCCUUUGAGGUUCUUAGGGAAUGGCGAUUUUAUGACGGUUCCAACCUCGUGGUAGCACUACCUGUGGAAGAGGUAGCUAGGCAAUAGAGGCCAAGGUGGUCGUGGAUGAAAAAUUGGGCAUGACCCGACCCUAUCUAUAAGGAGAACGAUGAUCUUGAACCUACGAAUGGAAAUACAGGUACAUGCAAUAUCAAUGUAAACAAUGUCACUUAAGGGGAUUGUGUUACGAAGCCAACCUUGCAAGAGGUUAUUGAUUGCAGGCAACCACGCGUUGGUCAAGGAACCUCUCUUGGCGCCAGGGGAAAGAAACUGACAUAUCCUACAGAAUGCCAUGAGGGGAAAACUGGGGCGAGCAACUUAGCUGAGGGCACCUCUUUUGCAAGUUCAAGCGAAGAAAAGGUAGAUGAUGGUGGGUGUGCCAUUCUGACAGCGUUUUCAUCGCUUCCUUAUACCUCCGUUGCGUUCUGCUUCUCGUUGAUCUAGCUUGUCCUCCUUGCCCUUUUUGCGGGUUGUGUGACACGUACUUGAUUCCGCAUUCCACGUUCCCUUGCUGGGCGUCCUUGGCCUUGGCGACAUGUAGCGACGUGCUCCUGGUCGCUCUGCGUCCUUGGGUAAGACGGUGGCGGUGCCGACUGCUCGUGCUCUUGCUCCACCGUUGGUGGUGCCUGAGCUAGUGGCUAUGGGACAACCUGUAUGGGAUCACGUGAUGUAGGAACAAGGCAGCGCACAAAACAACUCGUAGCCAGGAAAAGGAUGUCCGAUUGGACUAGCAGGCAGUGGAGGGUACAUGAGAGUUGCAUGGAAGGUGCGAAAAAACUGUCUUGAGUCGGCUGCCUCCAUCGUCGGCCUUGUUGGACCCAUAGGUGAGUGGCCAGGGGAAGCAAGGAAGACGGAAGAUAGGGAUUCUCCACCACCCUAUGUUUGUACAUUAUCCAUGACAGUGGACGCUUACGGGUGCACAGGAGUUGAGGGCCCCGUAUCUGGCGAGGUGGGGCGGCUGGUCGACUGGGAGGCGCCAGCUGUCCCGGCCAAAGGCGAUUUGGUCGCAACUUGGACCGUGGGGGGACCAGCUUCUGUAGGAUCAGGCUGUCGAGCCUUCUUUUGCCAGACCUGCCUUCCUCUUUUGGCUCGGCGACGAGGACGGCGGGCCCCAGCCUGGCCAGGCCACGGUGACAUCACUCUCGCGUUGGCGGCGGCACCCGAUGGGGGAGGUGGCGGCGCCGUACGAUUGCGGGAAUCGGCGGUGCGCCAGUCAGCCUCCAUGGCGACCUGCGGCUGACCAGGUCAGGGCGUCGAGGGUCGCGUCGCCGGCCCGGCCAGC